Messenger RNA from Polychytrium aggregatum, 2239 nucleotides. RefSeq lists its product as uncharacterized. Bases 101 to 2071 code for a protein of 656 amino acids. NCBI's taxonomy places the organism in Eukaryota, Fungi, Chytridiomycota, Chytridiomycetes, Polychytriales. The record is from RefSeq and is a predicted model, not a curated record. The transcript is spliced from 4 exons.
CCGUCCUGGGAUUUCUCGGGCCGCUGUCGUUGCUUCGAUCUGCUGAUCUCGCCACUUGCUUCCAACAGAUCAUCGAACGUUUCUCGCCCACUAGCACCAUAUGGCCUCCGCAUCCAUCAUCAGCGCCGAGGCCAGCGCACCCUCCCUGAUCGUCAAGUUUGGGCUUGAGCUCGUUGGCUUGAGCAACAGCAGCUGCCUCAACUUCUCAGACUCGGUCUCGCCAUGGCCCAAUGCCGCUGUCGCCUCGUCUCCACACUCGUUCGUCUCUCACCUCAAUGCCUAUUCGGCUCCGACAAACCACUGCCUGCCACUGUUCGACGAGCCUGGAGGGAACUGGUUUGGUCUCUACUCCGCCAACCAGACGACCAUCGUCUUCUCAACAUGCCCGGACCCGACGUGCUCGACCAACUGCACGGUGCAGGAUGUUGUGUGGAUCAACAACGACCACACCUUUUGUGACUACCGAGCAACGGGCGACGACGGCUGGAUAAGUGGGAUCGCAGAUGUACUUGGCACAUCAACCUUUAUCCAAGCCACAUGCGCUGGAAACUCGACUCAAUCGCCAUCGUCACUGUCGUCGCUGCUGGGGCCGCUAUCGCAUGCUUACACGGCCGAGGAUGUUCCGAUCUAUCCUGCCUGCACCCUGCUCUCGCCUCGCAUCCGUGGUAUCGGUAUCGGUGAUGGUGUCGGUGUUGGCGUCGGAUCCCAGUCUAUAUAUGCUCUCAGCACCAGGGCGACACUCUCCAGCGACAACGGCUCAUUCUCCUGGAUAUACAGCUUCGGUUGUUUCGAUGCCGAAUGCAGCGAAUGCCAUCUGGCUGCCCAGUUUCUGCUGCAGCCAGAUGGCUUCGGAAGCGGCCAGGCCCAAGAUGAGUGCGGUCCCGAUGCUUUUUAUCGGCCAGUCGAUGUCACAGGCCGGUCCUGGGAUCUGCAAAAGGUGCUCUCGGACAGGUUUCCCAACGGCACAUGUGUCGUUGAUUCAGCUUGCGAGACAACCUCGAGCAAUAUCAACCCAACGCCAACGGUAAUAUCCGCAUCGUGGUCGUCGAUGUUGCCCGAGCCCUCGCUCGCAUUGGCUUCGUCGACUGUUGCGCUGUCGAUUACCCCAACGGCGCUGUCUGUUACUGGUACCGAAUCCAGCCAUUACAUCCCUGCCUCAUCAGAGGCCGAAAUGUUCGUCUCGAGUUCACGUCAAACACUCGACCAACUGAGUCUGUCUCAUCCAACCGAUGCCGCUGUGGGUAUCUCCAUUCCGACCGACAACCUUCAAGCAUCUCCCAGUCCAUCGGAGGGCUUGGUAUCUACCGGGCCAUCCUCGGCUCCCCAAGAGUCGCCCAGCACUCCGCUCUUGGCCGAGACAGCCCGGACGAACAGCUCGUUGUUUGUCGAUCUGGAUGCCCAUGAAUCUGACCCUUCCAGUGUCCCCGCGCCUGGGCCGAGUGCUCUUCCCAUCGUCGGACUUGGCUCUAGCAUCGUCGUGGUAGGAGGGCUUUGCUGCAUUGCGGCCAUCUACUCGGUUCAUCGCUAUAGACAGGUCCGAUCCUCUUCGACUCGACAGCCACAUCAAGAUUCCUUCAAACCAGGCUCGCCACCCGCACAGGUCUCGAGGCAAAGCUCCCAGCGGACCUCUCAAAGACCCCCGGCAAAAACUGGGGAUCCACGGUUCUCGAUCUCGACCCUCUUUUCCAGAGGCUCGAGCGAUGGUCAUGCAUCCAGCCAGAACAGCACCGAAGGGUCAGAAAUGCAAGUCGUGGGAAGCAGCGUCGUCAAUGAUGAUGCUCACAAUUCAAACUUGGACUUGGCCCUGGACCCGGAGCUUGGCCUGGAAUGGGCACUCGAAAAUACCAAUGGCAUGGGCCAACGACGGGGGCUGCGUGACAGAGCCAUGUCCAUGUUCUCGGCCUACCGCCGGACCAACUCGGUCGACCUUGGCGAGGACUGGGAUGACACCGAUCUCAUCCCUGCUGGCAAAGGGGUUCCACAGCAUCCAACCCUCGCCAUAGAGAAGAGGGCCCAGCAGGACGACCGAGCCAGCAUCCGAUCGUUCAAGACAGUCGACUUGGCGGAUUGAAGGCAUUCCAGUACAGUCGCACUCACACCGCGAAGUAGGCAGCCCGGGGUUUGCAGCCCAUGACAGCUUUCUUUGGUCGCAAAUACAUUGGUGCUUAGCCGAUAUCUGCAGGCAGAACUCGUCGGGUGGAGGGAUUGACUCUGUUUCAUUGGCGGAUAUGCUAUCCAA